UUGACAGUAUAACAAAAACUGGGGACUGAUCAUUGUAGCCACAGAGCCCAGGGUACCCUGCACUCACCAACAGGCCAGUUGAUGCUCCUCUCAGAGGCCAAGGGCCUUGACCAUCAUGCAACCUUGGGUAGCCAUCUCCAGCUUCAUACUACUUCUGACAGAUGCUGUAGUUUCUCACACUCAAGUGACUGGAGUGGUGGGUCAUUCCGCCAUGCUACCCUGCACCUACUCAACAGCUAAUGGAGUCACAGCCAUGUGCUGGGGCCGGGGGCCGUGUCCCAUGUCCCAUUGCUCAGAUGAAGUGGUCUGGACGGAUGGAUCCCAUGUCACUGUUCAGAAGCACCCGCGUUAUAAGCUAAAGGGAAACAUCUUAGGAGGGAACGUGUCUUUGACCAUAGAGAAUGUGACCCAGACUGAUAGGGGUUUGUACUGCUGCCGUGUUGAGCACAAGGGGUGGUUCAAUGAUAUGAAACUCACCCUAUCAUUGGAGAUAAAGCCAGCUGAGGUCACCAGUGUUCCAACGUCACCUAGGGUCUUUACCUCUACUUCUUCAAUGCCAGCACCCACGCAGAACCUCAAGCCAGUAGCUACUUCAUCUUUUACAGUGCAGACAGCAGGAACCCAGCCCACUGCGCCGCCACAGGAAACGAGCACAAGGCAACCCACCAAUUCACCGUUGUACUCCUGCCCGACAGAUGGGAAUGGCACUGUAACACAGUCUUCAGAUGGCCUUUGGCAUAGCAAUCAAACUUAUGUGUCGCUGGCACAAAAUCCAUGGAUGACCACCAGUAAGGGACUCUACAUUGGCAUCUGCAUUACUGCUGUGGUAUUGCUCGCUGUGUUGGUUGUCGUGAUUACCAAAAAAUACUUAUGCAUAAGAAACAAGCUGGAACAACUAAACAUGGUUUCAUUGAAUGACCCUCGGACUGGAGCUUUGCAAAGUGCAGCUGAAGUGGGUGUCCGAGCAGAAGACAAUAUCUACAUUAUCGAGGACAAUCUUUAUGUCAUGGAUUAAGACCCAGUGGCCUUCUGAGGAUUUAUGUCCUUGGCUUCAGAAGACAGUGACAAGAUAUCACCAUGUCAGAGUUCUUUUAAGCUCUAGAAUGAUUUUUCUGUCAAUUUCCAAUGAUAUUCCAACAUGUCAGUUAUGUUGGGUAGAGUGACUUUGGUUCAUCUGUGUACAGUCUACCUCAUUGGUCACAGAGUUUUAAUUUUUUGUGCUAAAACUUGUUCAGGCUUUCUCCCAAACAUGAACAUAUUCUCACUGGUGAGACAGGAGAAGAACUACCACCUUGGUCACCAAAGCUGUCAAGAAGAGCAGACUAGGAGUUAAAAUCAGUAAAUCUGAUUUGAGACUUAAAGGACUUCACUUGGAAGCAUUUCAUGAUAAUCUCUUGUUUUUUACCUUGUAACUCCCAAUGUUACAUUUCUUAGGUUCCCCAAGGCUUUCAAAUCACAGGGGUACACAGGUCUUUAUUUCCCCAUGGGGAAAUAGAAGUGAAUGUGAUUUCACCAUUAUAGGUCAAUAUGAUUUCUCAUGGCUCUGGAAAUAUACCAUAUUAAGGCUUUCCUUGGACCCAAAGUGGGUAUUUUAGCAGUUAGGAGAAACUAGGGUAGUAAGUGGACAAAGUAGAUACCAGGGAAAGAUAAUCAGUUGCCAUAUGAUUUAUUGCAUGCUAUUUCUGCUACAUCUGUUCCACAGUUCCAAGCACUUGUAUAGACAAUUGUCAUGCUCUCUGAACUAAUUUUUAGAAUGAGGCAGGGCAGAAAUAAAUAGAAGAAAAAAAGGGAGAAGGCUAAAAGGCUUCCUCCUUUAGAAUAGUUACUUUGCAAAUAUAAUAGUGUUGUUUGAGAGUGUCACUAGUUUGAAUCAAAAUUCUAAAUUGUCCUCAAACCCCUGCAAUUUUUAAAAUUGUUUUGGAAAGAUGAAGGGUGGUUUUUGUUUUUUUUUUAAUAGCAAACCAGUUCCAAUGCUAUUCUUUUUUCACAGUUCAAUUAAAUUUUUGGUUUUUCCAAGAGUUAAACAAAGGCUAAUGGCGAGGAUAUCUGUGGUCACCAGAAGCUUUGCUACGUGAACAGUUGAGGAGGCUGGGUAUUAAUUUCAAUCUGAGUACACCCUGAAAUAACUCCUGCUUAGGGUUCAGAGUUACACCAUAGUGGUCUAAGAGGGCAGGAUGUUAGUUUAUUUCUGAAGACAACAUCUUUGACAUUGUUCUGCAGAGUCCUAGGAAAUGGACAGGACCUCUGAAUAAAGGUUAUAUGGGCAAAUAAGAUUGUUAAACAUGCUAUACUGGGUUUUCUAAAUGGGGCCAAGACCUGAUCUGGCCCAGGGCAUUUUGUUUAAACUGUAGUGUUUUUCUUUUAAAAUUCAAGAUAACAUGCAUGAACAUGGAGCUCUCAGAUUAAAGCCUGGAUUUGUAGCUUCUCUGGAAAGACCUGGCAACAUUGGAUGGAAUUCCUACAUUGUCAGGGCCCCAUUAAAUGGUGCUACAUCCCUUCUGCCCCUAGUCCUCGCCUUGCCUGCACACACACACGUUUGUUCCCUGCUUUGUGACUGGGACUUUGAAUUUAUGACAGCCCUAUUCUCCAUUCCCUUCCUGGAGAUUUAUAAUGCCACAUUAAAGUUCUGGGAGUCUGGUUAAUUCUGUUAAUCCAGCAUUUUCAAAAUUUGCUUGAAACCCAUGAACAUGGUGACUCCUGGCCUAUCCAGUAGCAUUCUGUGAAACAAUAUAUAAGGACAUGUGGGAAAGGAGGUGGUACACAGAAUUAGGACUAGGACCUGAGUUCUAGUCUUAACUCUCAACAGAAACACUGGAUGACAUUAGGGUAAAUCUUUCUUGUUGCCUACAUUUUCUAAUCUAUCAGGAAUAGGGUGAAUCUUUCUUGUUGCCUGCAUUUUCUAAUCUAUCAAGCAUAAUUAUGUCCAUAAUUAUAUUGGUGUGUAGCAGUAAUUCCAAUGACACGUUACUUCAAGUCUUUGGAAAGUAGAAAACACUACAGAAAUACAAAGAGCUUUUUUUUUUUUUUUUUUUUUGGUUGAGUUUGCAGUAAUAGAUUUAGCCUUAGCGCUCAGUAAAUAAUUUCAAUGGUGUUGCAUUCAUAUGUCUUUUGCUAUAUGGUACUUUUUUGGGGGUGGGUGGGUGGGAGUAAUGUAUCUUUUUUGGAAAAGUUGAUAUUGGGUAAUUUGGCUAAUUUUAUACUGUAGAAAAAUGUGUACUGUAGAGGAUGAAUAGGUGGGAAGAGGAAGGGGAGGUAUUUAGUUAAUACUUAAUUCUUUUCUGUGACUAUAUCCAUCUUGUAGAAUGCAUUGACUUUUGUUUUCAAUCCUUUGAGACAAUUGAGGUUCCAUUUUCUAUAAUCUGUCUUGAGACAUUAGGACACUGGUGUAAGUAAGAUAUUUAAACUUGGGAAAUUUUGUACGUCUCCAAGAAGUAGCAGAACCAAGCUUUCACUAAUGGCUAAUCACUAAUCACUAAGAUAAUUUUGUGAGUACAUGAAAGUAUGAGGGACUCUUUGUGACUAGUUUCAUUUGUAGGUACACUCAUUAAUAAAAGAGAUUUUUGUUU
Mirounga angustirostris (Northern elephant seal) is the source of this 3566-nucleotide messenger RNA. It is a transcript of the gene HAVCR1, whose product is annotated as hepatitis A virus cellular receptor 1. Bases 116 to 1015 code for a protein of 299 amino acids. Gene Ontology annotation, molecular function: phosphatidylserine binding; virus receptor activity. Gene Ontology annotation, cellular component: cell surface. Gene Ontology annotation, biological process: positive regulation of mast cell activation; phagocytosis, engulfment. The record is from RefSeq and is a predicted model, not a curated record. NCBI's taxonomy places the organism in Eukaryota, Metazoa, Chordata, Mammalia, Carnivora, Phocidae. The transcript has 9 exons.